Molecule: messenger RNA, 1374 nt
Organism: Sorghum bicolor (sorghum)
Lineage: Eukaryota; Viridiplantae; Streptophyta; Magnoliopsida; Poales; Poaceae
Product: transcription factor MYB16
Exons: 3
Coding region: 146-1174 (342 amino acids)
Source: RefSeq, a predicted model, not a curated record
CGCUCUAUUUAUGCCGCUUGCUAGCGACACCGACCGGGGGUCACUUGCCCACUAGUCACUUCAUUCCCUGUCACUAGAGGAGCUGCUCCCGGCCUUUCACCGAUCGAUCCUUUCUCCUGUGUGCGAUCGCGUCUGGCCGGGAUCGAUGGGGAGGUCGCCGUGCUGCGAGAAGGAGGCAGGGCUGAAGAAGGGCCCGUGGACGCCCGAGGAGGACCAGAAGCUGCUCGCCUUCAUCGAGCAGCACGGCCACGGCUGCUGGCGCUCGCUGCCGGCCAAGGCCGGGCUGCGGCGGUGCGGCAAGAGCUGCCGGCUCCGGUGGACCAACUACCUGCGGCCGGACAUCAAGCGGGGCAAGUUCACGCUCCAGGAGGAGCAGACCAUCAUCCAGCUCCACGCUCUCCUCGGCAACAGGUGGUCAUCGAUCGCGACGCACCUGCCCAAACGCACGGACAACGAGAUCAAGAACUACUGGAACACGCACCUCAAGAAGCGGCUCGCCAAGAUGGGCAUCGACCCCGUCACGCACAAGCCCCGCGCCGACUUGGGCGCCUCCUCCGGCUCUGCUGCAGGCGCCGGCGCCGGCGCGCGCUACAGGGCCGCCGCGCACCUCAGCCACACGGCGCAGUGGGAGAGCGCGCGCCUCGAGGCCGAGGCGCGCCUGGCGCGCGAGGCCAAGCUGCGCGCCAUCGUCUCGCCGCCGCCCGCGCCCGCGCCAGGGCCAGGGACAGGGCCGGCGUUUAUCAGCGGGCUCGAGUCGCCGACGUCGACUCUGAGCUUCUCCGAGAGCGCGCAGCUGUUCGCUAACGCGCCGCCGCACGACACCCACGGCACGCCGCGCCACGCCCUGACGCCGCCGCGCUCUUACGAGGAGGCGUUCGGGGAGCUGCAGCCGCAGCAGCAGCGCUUCGGCGACGCAGCCGCGCCGGGCUUCGUCCUUGCCGGCGUCCUUCUCGACAGCUCUGUCGCCGGCGCGGAUCAGCAGAGGUUCGCAGCCUCGUCGACGGACGCCAGCGUCAGCGUCAGUGAGCAGCAGGAGGAAGAGGACAAGGGCUACUGGAGCAGCAUACUGAAUAUGGUCAAUUCUUCCAUGUCGUCGUCUUCGUCCUCGUUGACCUCCGACGCUGUCACGGACCCCGCCAUGUACUUGCCGGCGGCGGCGGCGGCGGAGUUCUGAGUGACUGUCACGCAAUAAUGAACUUGUGCUAAUGUUACUUUUGUCAUGUGUGUUGGUUGCUAGGUGUUUUGAUUCUAGUUUACGUGCUAAUGGGUGUCCACGUGUUUUGGUUUUUAUUAUGUGCAAUAAACGUGUAGUACGGACUGAUUUUGUUUGCGUGGGUGUCUCCAAUGUAGUACAAAUAACAGUGUUACUGUUCA